UUAAAAUUGACUUAUCAUUCCUGGUCAAGAGAAAAAAAAACAGCAUUUGUGUGUUCAGAGAAAUGGUUUAAGGUUACACGGUGACCCAGUUAUAUAUGUGGUCUCGAUACAUCGCGAACAGCUCGCCCAUUCGAUCUAAUUACCUAAACACUCGGAAACAAAACUAUACAUAUACACCUCGAUUCUAUUUCUCCCCGUCGUGCAGUGAAUUAAUUCAAGAUGCAAGAACAGGACAUCAAGAACGUCUUCUGCAUGGUGGGUGGGCAGGGGGAGUCCAGUUACAUCAACAACAGCCAAUCUCAGUCCAGAAACCUGAAAAUGAUGCUGUAUGCGCUCGAGGAGACGCUGGACAAGAUCCAUCUCCCUCGCCGCCGGCCGCCGGGGAGGAAGCCUCUCCUGGCGGCCGCCGACCUGGGAUGCUCCUGCGGCCACAACACGCUCCUCAUCGCUGAUGCGAUCGUCGACCACGUGACCAAGCUGUGUGGCACCUCCGGCGGCAAUGGCGACGCCGCCGCCGCUGAUCCGGAGUUCUGCUUCUACUUCUCCGACCUCCCGAGCAACGACUUCAACACGCUGUUCCACCUCCUCCCGCAGCACGCCGCGGCAACGGCAGCGGCCGCGGGUAACGGCCGGCGCUACUUCGCCGCCGCCGUACCUGGCUCGUUCCAUGACCGCCUGUUCCCCGAGCAGUCUAUCGACGUGUUCACCUCCACCUUCUCCUUGCACUGGCUCUCUCAGGUGCCGGAAGGAGUUGCCGACAAGCGAUCGCCGGCAUACAACAAGGGGAAGGUGUUCGCGCACGGCGCCUCCGAGGAGACGGGCGCGGCGUACCGGAGGCAGUUCUGGUCCGACGUGUCGCGCUUCCUAGGCUGCCGCGCCGUCGAGCUAAAGCCCGGCGGUGCCAUCUUCGUCGUCUUCCUCGGACGGCCGUCGUCCACCCGCGGCCCCACCGACCAGGGCUACAUGGUGGAAGAGUACGGGGGCUUGCUCGAGGACGCAUGGGGCGACCUCGUCGAGGAGGGGGUGGUCGACGGCGAGGAGAUGGACAGCUUCAACGUCCCGCUGUACGCCGCGACGGUGGAGGAGUUCAGGGAGGCCGUGGACGCCGACGGCUCGUUCGAGAUCAACCGGCUGGAGCUCGUGAUGGGAAGCCUUCCCGCCGUGGACGUGGGCCCCGCCGACCGCGGCGCGGUCGGGCGCACGGCGGCGAACUUCUUGCGCGCGCUGCUCGGGCCGCUCGUCGACGCGCACGUCGGCAGGGCGGUGGCGGACGAGCUGUUCGUCCGGGUGCAGCGCCGCGGGGAAGCGCGUGCCGAGGAGCUCGUCGACGGGAUGCGCUUCCCGCAUAUCCUGUGCUCCCUUUCGCUGGCGUGACCGGAAAUUGAAGUACGUAUUGGACGGUCUUAUACGUAAUGUUAUUACUCCUAUUUCAUUAUGAAGGAAUAAAAAUGUUUGUGUUUAGUGAAUUUAAUUUGGGCCUAACUAUGUACUGUUGGAGACAGCCCGUGAACAUUAUUGUUGGGCCAAGUAGGCCUUGAACGUUCCAAUGAAAUCUCAUUAUAUAGUUUA
Messenger RNA from Oryza brachyantha (malo sina), 1569 nucleotides. RefSeq names its product indole-3-acetate O-methyltransferase 1-like. The record is from RefSeq and is a predicted model, not a curated record. The coding region runs from base 220 to 1374 and encodes 384 amino acids. Gene Ontology annotation, molecular function: S-adenosylmethionine-dependent methyltransferase activity. Gene Ontology annotation, biological process: methylation. Lineage: Eukaryota; Viridiplantae; Streptophyta; Magnoliopsida; Poales; Poaceae. The transcript has 3 exons.